This is a messenger RNA of Panicum virgatum (switchgrass), 2702 nucleotides long. RefSeq lists its product as uncharacterized. NCBI's taxonomy places the organism in Eukaryota, Viridiplantae, Streptophyta, Magnoliopsida, Poales, Poaceae. The record is from RefSeq and is a predicted model, not a curated record. The transcript has 10 exons. Bases 189 to 2510 code for a protein of 773 amino acids.
UCGCCAUCGUCAUCCAAGGGGAAACCGGAAACCCCUCCUCGCCUCGCGCCGCCGCCGAACCCUCCUCGCCCCGCCGCCACCUGCCCCCAACACCCGCGCCGCCUCCCACCGGACCACCCACGCCGGCUUGAGCUCGCCCCUAUCCCGUCCCCGCCGCCGUCUUCCUCUUCCUCCUCUCGUCUCCUGUAAUGGCGUCGAGAGGAGGUCACUCCGGGAUUGGUGAUUCUUUUGGCUACGGUACAAAGCGACAUGACAGCAAUAAAGAGAACAAUGCUUUCAGAAUGCAAAAUGAAAGGCAAACCGAAUGGGCAAGACCUGGAAGAGUUUUCAAUAGAAACAUUAACAGAGGAGGCUACUCUCGAAGCCAAUAUGGAUUCACACAGGAAUUUCGUGUUGUUAAAGACAACAGAAGUAAACAGAAAGAGGCUAGUGAGACGAUUCUAGAAGCAUCUCACAACAGGAAUUCUAGCGAUGAUCCAAUUGUUGCAGAUGAAAGCUCAACUGAAAAGGUAGCUGCACAACAUCGUUUGGUUGCUCCCAAUGUUAAUGGACAUGUCUCAGCUCAAGCUGAUAAUGGUAUCAAAAAUGCUGCUCAAUCCCAUGAUAAGGAAGUCAAGCCUUCUAGUGUCCGAAAGUUGGAACAAUCUGAAGGGAUGCAAGCAACACUGGUUGGUUCCAAUGCAGUUUUGGGAAAGGGCAACCAGAACAGAGUGGCAACUGUUUCAAAUAAUUUUGGCGGGGAACUUUGCUGUUCUUCAUCAGAUCCAAUCCAUGUACCUUCUCCUGGUUCCAAAUCUGCUGGAACUUUUGGAGCCAUAAAGCGUGAAGUUGGAGUAGUUGGUGCUAGGCAACGGCCUUCUGAUAGUGCAGCAACAAACACAUCUACUUCUAACAGCUCAGCCAGAGUGACAUCAGCACCGAAAGAUAGCCCUCUGAAUGAACAGCAAUCUGGACUCCCUACUACCCCUUUGAGGAACAGUCGUUCUAAUUUUCCUGUACUGUUGAGCAGUAGGGCAUCCCAUCAUGUUAGUCAUACAAAAGUUAGCCUACAUCUGGAGUGGAAGCCCAAGUCAGUAAGCCCCCACUGUGUCAAUCAUGAAGUUAGUGUUAUGACUCCCGGUGUUGAUGGUAGCCAGGCAGAAGUGGCUGGUUUGUCUAAGAAGCUCUCACAAGCUAAUGUAUCCCAAGAUGAACAUGUUAUCAUACCUGAGCACAUCAGGGUACCAGACUCAGAAAGAACUCAUUUCAUCUUCGGUACUUUUGAAUCUGAAAGUGAUCUGAAGCCUUCAGUAACCGCCUCGCAUACUGUUGUAGCUAAAGAAGACUUAAAUGAUUGUUCUCCUUCAAGCAGUCUGACAGCAUUGAAUUCCAUCAUAUCAACUGAUGUGGCUCAUGAUGACAAGACCGAUUAUGUUGGUUCUUGCAGCUCACUUCCACAGCCAGAGUCUGUUGUUUCAGUUUCUGAGCAUCAGCAGUCAUUGCAUGAGAGUGUGGAGGAUCCUAGUUGUGGGGUUGUUGGUGAGUAUGGGACAAAUGAGAUGAUUUCAAGCAAGGUCAGACAUUCUCAGUCUCAACUCCAACAUCAGGACAAUCCAGCUGUGCAGAACUUUAAGGUGUACGAGCCAGAUUCUAGAUAUGUGAUGCCACUUAUCACAAAAAUUGUUGACGGUGAAACAGCCCAAAGUACACCUUAUCCAUCUGAGGCCAUGGGCUUACAUCCAGCAAAUGCCUAUCAGUUACUCGCAUCUGGUGCAGCUCAACAUCUAGUGCCUCAAAUGUACCCUGAACAGUUUCAAGUACAACAGUAUCCAAACUUCUUGCCAUAUCGCCAUGUUUACUCAGCACAGUAUGGGUCUCCAAUGCCCGUCCCAAACUAUUCAAAUGUUCCUGCAUAUCCUCAGUUGCCACACGCCAAUAGCUAUCUGGUGAUGCCAAAUGGAGCCUCACAACUAGCAGCGAAUGGCAUGAAGUAUGGAUCACCCCAUCAGUAUAAGCAAAUUUUUCAAGGAACCCCUGCUGGAUAUGGUGGCUAUGCAAAUCAUAAUGGUUACCUCGGUGUAAUUGGCAGCACAGGUGCUAUUGAGGAUGCCAAUAUGAAUAAAUAUAAGGACAACAGUAUCUAUGCACCCAAUCCACAGGCUGAAACAGCAGAUCUAUGGGUUCAGGGUCAGAGAGAGAUUCCCAAUAUGCCAUCUGCACCGUUCUAUAAUAUGGUAGGACAACCAGUGUCCCCCCAUUCAGCAUGCUUGCCACCACACAAUGGUCACCCUUCUUUCAGUCCAGCUACUCCCCAUCCUGCUCACAUGCAGUACCCGGGCUUUCCUCACGCACUGCACCCAACAUCGAUGACCCUGGUGCAGAACCCACAGGCCAUGGUACAUCAGCCUGGAGCGCCGCCAUUGGCAGGAAAUCUGAGCCUUGAUAUUGCAGCCAUGGUGCCUGGUAGUCAAGUUGGAGCGUUUCAGCAGAACCAGCUUGGCCAUCUCGGGUGGGCGCCGCAAUCCUUUUGAAGAUUUUUACAUCUUCCCUGGUGCGACUAUUGAAAAAAAUUCAGUUCCAUAUCCAGAGAAACCUGCAUUGAAUGCUGUAAUAUGCUGGAUAACCUGAUGAAUGCCAGGUUUUUUGGUUUAAUUAUAAAUGGGGAAACCACCUUUUGGAGUGCCUUGUUGAUUCAAAAAAUGUCUCUAGCUUCUUCCGGAAUA